Messenger RNA from Asparagus officinalis (garden asparagus), 1050 nucleotides. Its product is annotated as glycine-rich protein A3-like. NCBI's taxonomy places the organism in Eukaryota, Viridiplantae, Streptophyta, Magnoliopsida, Asparagales, Asparagaceae. The record is from RefSeq and is a predicted model, not a curated record. The transcript is spliced from 3 exons. The coding region runs from base 110 to 700 and encodes 196 amino acids.
UUUCUUCCUAUUAACUGCGCGCUUCAAAGAUCGAGUUUUUGGGGAUUUUUUUUUUUGGGUUCAUCGGCUCCCAAAAGAAAAAAAGAGCUACUAAUUUCUUUGAAGAAAAAUGGGGGGUGGAGACAAUCAUGAUGACGCUAGGGACAGGGGAUUUUUCUCUAACUUGGCCCAUGGAAUGGGUGGUAGUGGUUACCCACCGGGACAAUAUGGUGGGUAUCCCCCACCACCCGGGGCCUAUCCACCGCAAGGAUAUCCUCCUGCUCCGGGGGCUUAUCCUCCUUCGCAUGGGUAUGCACCAUCAGGCUAUCCACCGUCAGGAUACCCACCUUCAGGUUAUCCACAAGCUGGUGGAUACCCACCUUCAGGAUACCCGCCAGCUGGUUAUCAACCAUCUGGUUACCCAUCAGCUCCAUCACACCAUGGGCAUGGAUCCAGCAGCAUGGGAGGUAUGGCGCCCUUGCUAGCUGGGGGUGCUGCUGCUGCAGCUGCUGCUUAUGGGGCCCACCAUCUCUCUCACGGGCACCACGGGCACCCCGGGCAUGGAUAUGGCCACCAUGGGUAUGGAUUUGGGCACCAUGGUAAGUUUAAGCAUCACCACGGAAAAUUUAAGCAUGGAAAAUUUGGAAAGCAUGGGAUGUUUGGUAAGCACAGGUUUGGAGGAAAGCACAGGUUUGGUGGCAAGUUCAGGAAGUGGAAGUGAAACUAGAAAAAGUUUGAUGGGUGGCUUGGUAAUGCUGAUUAAAUUCUUUUGGCCCUCUAGUAUAUGGGCAGCCUUAUUGUUGGUAAUGGUCAUAGAUUUGUGACCUCAUAAUGGUCUGUGGAUUCUGGUUUCCUUGUGCAGUUGCGAUUUUUAUUUUGAGCUUUGGCAAGAUUUGCACUGCUGAUUAUGGUAAUCUUUGAGUUUGCUAGUCAUAUGAUGCGUUAUGUAAAUUGAUAUUUGAGAUCAUAUUAUUGUCUGUGGAUUCUAGUAAUUUGAUGUUUCCCUGCACUGUUGAAUUUUCUGGUGAUAUUAUGUAUUCUGUAAUGUUGAUGUAUAAUGUUUCUGUGGCA